Cynocephalus volans (Philippine flying lemur) is the source of this 1443-nucleotide messenger RNA. RefSeq names its product RasGEF domain family member 1A (gene RASGEF1A). Lineage: Eukaryota; Metazoa; Chordata; Mammalia; Dermoptera; Cynocephalidae. Gene Ontology annotation, biological process: Ras protein signal transduction; positive regulation of GTPase activity. The record is from RefSeq and is a predicted model, not a curated record. The coding region runs from base 1 to 1443 and encodes 480 amino acids. The transcript has 12 exons. Gene Ontology annotation, cellular component: plasma membrane. Gene Ontology annotation, molecular function: guanyl-nucleotide exchange factor activity.
AUGCCCCAGACAUCCGUCGUCUUCUCCAGUAUGCUCGGACCCAGCUGUAGCGGACAGGUGCAGCCCGGCAUGGGGGAGCGGGGAGGCGGGGCUGGCGGCUCCGGGGACCUCAUCUUCCAAGACGGUCGCCUCAUCUCUGGGUCCCUGGAAGCCUUGAUGGAGCACCUGGUCCCCACAGUGGACUAUUACCCCGAUAGGACAUACAUCUUCACGUUUCUCCUGAGCUCCCGGGUCUUCAUGCCCCCCCAUGAUCUGCUGGCCCGUGUGGGGCAAAUCUGCUUGGAGCAGAGGCAGCAGCUGGAGGCCGGGCCUGAAAAGGCCAAGCUGAAGUGCUUCUCAGCCAAGAUUGUGCAGCUGCUGAAGGAGUGGACAGAAGCCUUCCCCUACGACUUCCAGGACCAGGAGGCCAUGGCGGAGCUGAAGGCCAUCACUCACCGUGUCACCCAGUGUGAUGAGGAGAACGGCACGGUGAAGAAGGCCAUUGCCCAAAUGACUCAGAGCCUGCUACUGUCCCUGGCUGCCCGGAGCCAGCUCCAGGAGCUGCGGGAGAAGCUCCGGCUGCCAGCUGUGGACAAAGGGCCCAUCCUCAAGGCCAAGCCACCGGCUGCCCAGAAGGACAUCCUGGGCGUGUGCUGUGACCCCUUGGUGCUGGCCCAGCAGCUGACUCACAUUGAGCUGGAGAGGGUCGGCAGCAUUCACCCCGAGGACCUGAUGCAGGUCAUCAGCCACAUGGACUCCCUGGACAACCACAGGUGCCGAGGGGACCUGACCAAGACCUAUAGCCUGGAGGCCUACGACAACUGGUUCAACUGCCUGAGCAUGCUAGUGGCCACUGAGGUGUGCCGGGUGGGAAAGAAGAAGCAGCGCACCCGCGUGCUGGAGUUCUUCAUCGAUGUGGCCCGGGAGUGUUUCAACAUCGGGAACUUCAACUCUAUGAUGGCCAUCAUCUCCGGCAUGAACCUCAGCCCUGUGGCACGGCUGAAGAAAACAUGGUCCAAAGUCAAGACAGCCAAGUUCGACGUCUUGGAGCACCACAUGGAUCCAUCCAGCAACUUCUGCAACUACCGCACCGCCCUGCAGGGGGCCACACAGAGGUCCCAGAUGGCCAACAGCAGUCGCGAGAAGAUUGUCAUUCCUGUGUUCAACCUUUUUGUUAAGGACAUCUACUUCCUGCACAAAAUCCACACCAACCACCUGCCUAAUGGGCACAUAAACUUCAAGAAAUUUUGGGAGAUCUCCAGACAGAUCCAUGAGUUCAUGACAUGGACACAGGUAGAGUGUCCUUUUGAGAAGGACAAGAAGAUCCAGAGUUACCUGCUCACGGCACCCAUCUACAACGAGGAAGCUCUCUUCAUCGCCUCCUUCGAAAGUGAGGGUCCCGAGAACCACAUGGAAAAGGACAGCUGGAAGACGCUCAGGACCACCCUCCUUCACAGAGCCUGA